AUGCAGUUGCUUAAUAUUAUUAUUCUGCUGCUGACCAUUCAGCAAAGCUGCCUGGCAUUGUACAUCAAGAAAGUAGAGAAGAGUCCUGCCAAAGCUCCAGCCAAAGACGACUGGGGAGUCUUCAAGAACACACUGGGACUAAGCCAAGAAAAAGUUGAACUUCUCAAAUCGCAAAAGGACCAACAGGGCACCAAGGAGCUGCUCAAUCGUUUUAUUUUGGAAAAUCCCAAAGCCUUACCGCAGGUCAAGAAGCAACCCGAUCAGUUUUUGGCACUCUACCGAUCCAUUUUGAAGAAACUGACAGCUUCCAAGCGUAUGCUGAAGACCUCUCUUAACUUCGAACUGGCCGACAAUAGGCCCCAUAAGACCCUGAAAAGACCACGUCGCAAGAUCGCCGUGAAGAUGGUCUCCGACAUGCCAUCCUGGAAAAUCGAGAGCCUUUUGAACUCCUUCUAUCUGAAGCACGGGAUUCCGAGGAACACCGAGGAGCAUGACUAUCCCGAUUUGGAUAUGCCCCGGGACACCGACUACGACUCUGACAAUUUCUAUGACGACGAAGGCGAUGUCGGACUGACUGCCAAGACCAGGCAAAAUACCGAAUACGGAUCCUUUCAGGAUCUGAUUAUGCAGGCCAAGAUGAACGAGUGGGAGCGGGAGGAGGAGGAAACCAAAUUGCACGGCUCAGACAAUGAUGACUUCAUUUAA
This is a messenger RNA of Drosophila elegans, 705 nucleotides long. RefSeq lists its product as uncharacterized. The record is from RefSeq and is a predicted model, not a curated record. NCBI's taxonomy places the organism in Eukaryota, Metazoa, Arthropoda, Insecta, Diptera, Drosophilidae. The coding region runs from base 1 to 705 and encodes 234 amino acids. The transcript has 2 exons.